GGAUAAGGAUCCGCUCAGAAUGCAUCAGUUUGGCUGCGUUUGGUCUCCGUUCUGCCUUAGAGGAAGACACCUGACGAUGCGGAACCAUCUACAAAGGGAGCCUUGUGCUUCCGCAGCUGGCGUCACGUUUACUUGCUCUAUAAGAGGGACAUGCUUCGUAGAAACCUCCUAAGGGGCAAUGGAUACCCCAGACAUGGCCCUUUAGUGGAGCAUUGCAAAAUCCACAUGUUAAAUAUCUGCAGCAGGUAGGAUUGUGUGCUGUGUAGUUAGUGCAGAGUCUGCAGUGUGUAAACAAGGCCUACAGAAUAGGACAGAUCUGCUCCCAGCAGUGAGGGGUCUCACUAAUAACAUGUAUAUGAGGGGAUUACUAUUUCCAACAUAAGAACUGGCAAAGUACAUGUAAGGAGUUUAGACUUGGACACAUCUUCUGACUUGAGGGUCUCAAUGACGUCAGAAGACGCAGGCACAGAACACCACACAGCCUCUGGGCGCACGGCUCCGGGGUGCUGUGACGUCACGAGCCGCAUGACGCAGAGCUGACGGGCUCAUUAGGAAAUAGACGUCCGCUCGGAGAAGCCAAUCAGCGGGAGGGGGCGUGGCUCCACGUCGCCUGUCAGAGGUCUGUUCCGUACACAGACCAUGGCUGGCAGGAGCGCGGUGCUGCUGGCGGGCUGUACGUGUGUGGCGGCGGCUCUGCUGCUGUCUGGCGCUGGCCCCGCGUGUCUUCUCUCCGCCCUGGCUCUGGUGCUCGCGCUGAUAUGCGGUAGCGGCUGCGGUAUCUCCGGGAGCCCGUCCCAUGUGUGUGUGCUGGUCCUGGGAGACCUGGGCCGCAGCCCGCGGAUGACGUAUCACGCCUUAUCGUUGGUUAGGAACGGGUUCAGUGUGACCCUCGCCGGCUUCCGUGAAACUGAGCCGCACAAAGAUGUCGUGGACCAUCCAAAAAUCAAAAUCCACCAGCUUUCUGACUUCAGGGUGCUAAAAGUUGGACCAAGAGUCUUUAGGUAUGUCCUAAAGGUUACUGUGCAGGCUUUCCAGCUCUUCUGGGAACUGCUGAAGAUUGAUCCUCCAUCCUUUAUCCUUCUUCAGAAUCCUCCUGGUUUACCUGCCAUAGCAGUGACACGGUUCUUCUGUCUUCUGAGAAGAUGUCAACUGAUAAUUGAUUGGCAUAACUAUGGGUACACUAUUAUGGGUCUGACGAAUGGACCUCGUCAUCCAGUUGUACGUGUUGCAAAAUGGUAUGAAGAAAUAUUUGGCCGACUGUCAAAUUACAAUUUCUGUGUAACAAAUGCCAUGAAGGAAGACUUGCUACAUAACUGGAAAAUAAAAUCCAUCACUCUCUAUGAUAAGCCAGCAUCAAUAUUUAAGGAGACGCCAGUGGAGCUCCAGCAUCAGCUAUUCAUGAAGCUUGCAGUGGACUAUGCUGCUUUUAAAGCUAGAUCAGAAUGUACAGAAUCCCACAUAGAAAGAUCUGCAUUCACAGAGAAAAACCUUACAACUGGUGCUGUGACCUACCGUGAGGGAAGACCUGCCUUACUGAUCAGUAGUACAAGCUGGACAGAGGAUGAAGACUUCAGUGUAUUGUUAUCUGCACUACAAGAUUAUGAUACGUCUAUUACAAAUGGGUUCAAGCUUCCCUGUUUAGUCUGUGCUAUAACAGGUAAGGGGCCCCUGAAGGAAUAUUACUGUAAGUUGAUUGCAGAGUUGCAGCUUAAGAACAUCCAGAUCUGCACGCCUUGGUUGGAAGCAGAAGACUAUCCUGUCUUACUUGGAUCCGCUGACCUAGGAGUCUGUCUUCACAAGUCAUCCAGUGGUUUGGAUCUUCCCAUGAAAGUUGUUGAUAUGUUCGGCUGCUAUCUUCCUGUGUGUGCUGUAAAAUUUGAAUGCUUACAUGAACUUGUUAAACACAAUGAAAACGGUCUGAUAUUUGAAGAUUCCAAAGAGCUUGCUGAGCAGCUAAAGAUGUUAUUUAUGGAGUUUACAAGCAAUUCAAGCAGACUGAAACUGUUUCGAAAAAAUCUUCACAAAUCCAAACAAAUGAGAUGGGAUGAAAGUUGGGAUCAGACUGUCCUACCGAUAUUUAGGGACAAUUGCAAAACAUAACGGCAUAAAAGGCAGAAGUACAGGAGGAAACCUUUACCUCAUACUGGAGUCGUCAGGAUGCAUGGAGCUGAAAAACAUUUGAAUGGACAGAAAAAGGCCCUGGUCAGAGGGUUUUUUCCAGUGGAAUUUGGUGUGGACGCCUUUGCCAAAAAGCCACUGGCAGCAGAGCUGGAUCUACCUCCCAUUGUUUUCAAUGGAAGGCCACGUUGCACUUCAUGCGGCUGUGGUUUAAAGUCCGAACCGCACCUACUAAGGUCAUGUUCUUUCUCGGCGCAGUGUCCAGAUGGAAGUCUGUGGAACCAGCGGUCUGUGUCUGCUUGUGGUUUAGCGCCAUUCAACAGGCCUAAACUGUGAGCGGAUCUGCACCAUUCAACCUGAGAAGCUGCAGCUGAUUUUGUUUGUUUAAGCACUAAGUCCCAGAUCUAGAGGUGUCGCACAUUCCAAAGAUACAUUUACACCUUGUUACAUAGAUCACAAUGAAAAGGACCAAAGUGCACUCUGAUGUACUGUAGGCCGUCUGCGUAUGAACGAUCACACUUCCAUGUGGACCUGCGCCUGGCUCCGUUAUAUAGCUUCAGAAUUGGUUGAGUGGGUUUGCUUAUCAGGUCCCUGCCUGGAGUGAGAUGUCAGAUUGGCCUGUAAAUAUUAAAGCUUGUUCUGGGGAAUA
Messenger RNA from Bufo gargarizans (Asiatic toad), 2767 nucleotides. RefSeq names its product ALG1 chitobiosyldiphosphodolichol beta-mannosyltransferase (gene ALG1). NCBI's taxonomy places the organism in Eukaryota, Metazoa, Chordata, Amphibia, Anura, Bufonidae. Gene Ontology annotation, cellular component: endoplasmic reticulum. Gene Ontology annotation, molecular function: mannosyltransferase activity. The transcript has 13 exons. The record is from RefSeq and is a predicted model, not a curated record. Bases 640 to 2100 code for a protein of 486 amino acids.